This is a messenger RNA of Puccinia graminis f. sp. tritici CRL 75-36-700-3, 588 nucleotides long. RefSeq lists its product as uncharacterized. Lineage: Eukaryota; Fungi; Basidiomycota; Pucciniomycetes; Pucciniales; Pucciniaceae. Bases 1 to 588 code for a protein of 195 amino acids. The transcript is spliced from 2 exons. The record is from RefSeq and is a predicted model, not a curated record.
AUGGCAUUGGUCCAACGCAAUACCCACGAACGUAUACUCGCUUUCUCAAAAAUUCUUCAAGCCAUUCGAGAGGAUGACCUGUGGACGGCUGCUUGGUGUAUGUCAAAGUUCCUUAAAACACCACACGUCCUAUCACCUAGCGAAAGGAAAUUGUUACAAGACGACUACAGUUACCGAAUGAACCGCGUUCGAGACGCCACCAAUCUGCUCGAAUCACUUGCGUUUAAACAUGCCAAGGAGGACCACGACGACUGGCUCGAAAAGGGAAAUCCGUUCCCUGCGGUUGAAGAAGCGAGCUUCAGGAAACACGGAGGAAAUCCAAUUGAUCGACUGCUUGACGAGAUCUGUACCUACAGUCGAUCGGCCGGUUACUUGCGCGCAAUCAUCAACAUGAAGGUCAGGCUGCCGCCGCUGACCUCUGCAGAGGAUGGGGUCGAGGUAUUUGAGCUGGAGGCGAUGGGACCAAGCCCCGGCGUCAAAAAUGUUGAAAACUUGGAUGUCUCGGAGCUUGACUGGGAAAUCAUCCGCCACGAGGAGGUUUGUCAAGGAGCUUAUCAGGGCCAACAAUGGACGACACCAAAUAUUUGA